This is a messenger RNA of Vespula vulgaris, 7310 nucleotides long. It is a transcript of the gene dmpd, whose product is annotated as F-box only protein 28. The transcript is spliced from 6 exons. The record is from RefSeq and is a predicted model, not a curated record. The coding region runs from base 1014 to 2471 and encodes 485 amino acids. Gene Ontology annotation, cellular component: nucleus. Gene Ontology annotation, molecular function: protein binding; transcription coactivator activity. Lineage: Eukaryota; Metazoa; Arthropoda; Insecta; Hymenoptera; Vespidae. Gene Ontology annotation, biological process: positive regulation of DNA-templated transcription.
UGAAAUUCUUUCAUCGAGUUGCGUUCAUCGAAUGAUCAAUUAUCAUUGGAGUCGGUCGUGAUUAUAUACGAAUCUCUUCUUCGUCGAGAAACAGAGAGAGAGAGAGAGAGAGAGAACGGACGAGAGCAAGAAAGAGAGAACGAGCGAACGAAUGAGAGAGAGAAAGAGAGAGAGAGAACCAACAUGCGAACGAAAGAGUGAGAAAAGCGAAAGAGAGCAAGAGAGAGAUCAAGAGACAGAGAAAGACAGAGAGAGUCGAUGUAGAUGCAAAAGAUAGUCAUGGGAGCAUCGAUUGCGCACGAUCACCCGGUUUCCCUCUAUUUGUUUCCCUCGGGCUCCGCGUUGUUUCGUCGUGGCUGUUACUGCGUGUAACGACAUCGCACCACGAUCAACCUCUUUCUACACUCUUUCUCUUGUCGUCGACGACGACAGUUACUACUACUACUACUGCUAUUAUUACUACUACUAUUACUACUAUUACUACUACUACUACAUUACUACAUCACUACACUACUACUCUCUACUACUACUGCUAUUACGACGACGACGACGACGACGACGACGACGACGACGACGGCGACGGCGACGGCGACGACGACGACAACUACAACGACAACUACAACGACAACUACAACGACCAACGACAACAACGACAACGACCGUCGUCAUCAUCGUCGUCAUCAUCGUCAUCGUCAUCAUCAUUAUUAUCAUCAUCGUCAUCAUCAUCAUAAUCGUCAUCAACAUCAACAUCAUCAUCAUCAUCAUCAUCAUCAUCAUCGUCAUCGUCAUCAUCAUCGAGAGAAAGAGAAAGAAAGAGACACGAUCCAUAUUCGCGAACACGAUUUUUCACCCGGCACAUCCUCUCUAUCGUCAUCCUUCUUAUCGGUGCUUUUUUCCUCCUGUUGAUCGUUGUAAAAUCUCGCGCGAAGAAAAUAAUUCUCAUAGUCGAGCCGACCACGUCGAGUUCGGCUGAGGAAGCCGAUACUCCAGGUUUGUCGUAGUGUUAAUUGUAUAUGAAGAAAAUGGUGUCGACACGUCAAUCAAGUAGCAUAGGUGCAAAUAAUGGAGGAGGUACUGUUAACGACGUCAGGGAAGUUAGUCCGUCGAGGAAACAUCAGGCUUCGUCCUCAGCAGGACCUUCCAGCACGUCUUCUUCAGUUUCUCCUCCUUCGAUAUGCAACUUAAGCCUUUUUGAUUUGCCGGUUGAAAUCAUUGAGAAGAUCUUUAGUUAUUUGAAUUAUAACACGGUAGCACAUUUACGUCCAGUUUCUCAUCAAAUGGAUCGUGUCUGUGGAAACAUUCUCAAUUCGGCAUUUCAAAAACUGCAAGCACAAAUGUUGAGUCGCUUUCAAGCGAUCAAAUCUCAAAUGCCUAGACGUGAAUCCGCGCGUCGUAAUCAUCCAUUAGCAUGUGAAUCGGAUAUUAUAGAAACUUUACAUAUGCGACUUACUUUACUUCAAAUGUGUUUCGGUAAACAUAUAGAGAGAAAACAUUGUUGCUUUUUUCCUGGAGAGAUAUUGGAUGAAGUUUUUCGUAUAUUACAUUAUAUAAAGAUUACUCCAAAAUUAGCACGACCUUACAAAGUCACAGAUGAAUUAUUUGAUUUGAGUACUAUGGCUAUGGAAUAUUUUAAAGAACGAAUUGAGCCAAUGUUACCAGAAAUUCCUUAUUUUGGAGCUGAUUUUCUGGAUUUAGCAGGGACAUUCCCUUCAGCUAGUAAUGUUAGUAAACCAUUUAUGUGCCUGGAUUCUGCGCCCCUAAGUGUUGGAAGCAGUAAAGCGGGGAGUGGUAGUGGAGAGGAAGGUUCUCCUCCACAUUCCUCCGAAGAUCCUGCUCUCUUAGAAACGAAUGUUUCACCUCCACAAUCAAACAUGGUAUUACGGAAACGGAUUCGUAAAAUAAAACAAGGAAUGAAGAGAUAUAACAGUCAAUUGACGUUGAUGCGUAGGGAUUUAAGGAGUUGUAAGGCGAAAAUAGCCGAGCAACAGAAACAAAUUGUAGAGUAUGCUACGCGUCUCGACGACAAUGACAAAAAGAAUGAAGAGACAUCUCGCAAGUUUAGCACACUACUACAGGAAUUAAAUAAAUGUAAGACGGAACUUCAAUAUUGGCGGUCUAAGUCCCCUGCGAUACCUGUUUGCGUUGGUUGUGGUCAAUCUAUGCCAGUACCUACGGAAGAUCUACAGGCUUUAGUUAAUCAAGGAGUAAUGCCAGAGGUAUUUGGAGAAGGAUUGGAUUUUAUCCCUAUAGCGGAUGCACAUAGUCCCACGGAAGUUGUUCCACAAGCAACCGUGACGCAAUCACCAUCGCCAGCAGCUCCUUCGGAACCUGCUGAGAUGGCACCUCCUAAAACACCUAUACCAACGGAUUCCUUAAAACGGAAAUCUAGCGUGGACGAAACACCGAGCGACGCUACGAAAAAACCACGUCGUACUGCCAAGUCUCGUCAAGCUAAACGCUCAAAGCUGUAAAUUGAUUCUGAUCAUGGUACAAAUAUCUAUUCUUAUAUCUCUGAUCGGUUUUUCCAAGAGAAGGUAUUUCAUUCUUCUUAUUUUUCUUUAUUCUCUGCAUUACGAAAAAUCACAUUAGAAAAUGGCACGUUCUGUUACGAAGACAAACAGCAGGUGGUGGAUGAUCUUAGAAAAGUACAAAAUUCUUUCCCGAUCGUCCUACAACGUGCUUCGCAUGCAACGAACCCCCCGUUUUGGAAAUUAAUAUAUAAUUCGAUUAGUUGUUAUUUUUUCCAUUCUACGGACGCACGGCGGUGAUCGAUGCAGCUAGCUUAAAGUUUAUUUAUAUUUAAAAGAACGAACAUACUCUCUUACGAUGAUGAUUGAUCACAAUGGUAUCUGCAUAUAUUCUAAACGAUAGUAAAUUUUUUCCAACAUUUUCUCGUAACGCAACGCGUCUAUCUUUCCAACCUUCUUUCGAAGACUUCUUAGAGUAUUCUCUAUUAAUAUCAUAAUCGCCAUGGUAUAUCCGAGGUUUACGGAAGGCAUUUGACAUUUUGUUUGUCGACCCAAAGAAUUUCAUUUCUAUUUUUUCUCUUUUUCUUUUUUUUUUCUUUUUCUUUUUUCCCCACUAUUUUUUUUUAAACAUCGUUCCACGUCAUUUAAAAACAACAUGAAAUUGUCUGUUAGAAAUGUCGAGAUAGAAUUUCGAGAUAGAAUUUCGAGAGAAUAUCAACAAACGAAAUUUACCUUCUGUUCUCCUUGGACAAGUAACGAACGAGUACCGAAUUCGUAUCUUGUUUUUAACGUGAUAUAAUAAUAAUAAUAAUAAUAAUAAUAAUAAUAAUAAUAUUAAUAAUAAUAAUAAUAAUAAUAAUAACUUUUCCGUAGUCCAUAAACUGAAUAUUUCAUCCCAAUAUUUUUCAUGAAAAUCGUCGUUUAAGAAAAUAUUCUAACUGGCGUGAUGGGAUGAUGUUUGGUAUUAAAAUUGUAUAAAAUGAAAGAAAGAAAGAAAGAAAGAAAGAAAGAAAGAAAAAGAGAAAAAGAAAAGAAGGAAAAAUGCUUGUAUAAAAUUGAUCGUUGAAAAACUCUUAGUUGUAAUUUUAACAGGAAUAGAAAUUUCACGUUGUGCAUGGCUAUCGAGAUAUCGCCAGUGGAUAACAAUAUACAAUAGAUGCAUAAUCUCUUUUUUUUUUGGCGAAAAUGGAAUGUCAUCGAGUUUUGUAGAGAUUUUUAUAUGAAGUAAGAACAAAAUUCGGAGGAAAGGAUUGAAGAAAUGCAAAAACAAAACAAAAAAGAAAAGAAAAAGUAAGAAAAGGAUAAUAAACAAACAAACAAAAAAGAGAAUAUAGAAUCAUUAUCGGAAAAGAAAAAUUUUUCGAGAAUAUGGCUUGGGAAAGAAGUACCAUACGUACAUACAUACAUAUAUAUAAAAUACACGAGAUACGUGAAUGCGUUCGUAAAAGAUAUCAAGAUAUUUCGUAACGCGUUCAUUUUUUUUCUUUUUUUUUUUUUUUUUCUUUUUAAAUUUAAUCUUUUAUUCUCUCUUUAAACGUGCCGUCGAGCUUGAAACGAAAACAAAAAAGAAAUAAGCGAGAAACAAAACAAAAGAAAAGAAAUUAAUAAAUGUUUCGUUUCGCAUAGAAAGAAACGUUCGGUCGAAGCAGGUGUGGUCGAAGAUAUAACAAACUAGAAAUAUAUAUAUAUAUAUAUAGCACGGGAUUACUUACUUAUCGAAAUAAUUUAUUCGGUUAAUCAAUAGUCCCUACUUUAUCGUCUUUCUAUAUUUAUUUUCAUUUCCUGCUUUUUUUUUUUUUUUUUUUUUUUUUAUAAUUAUUAUUUCCCCCGCCUUCACAUCACUUCAUCGUUGGACUUCCGUACAUGAACUCGUGUAUAUGAAUACUUUCAAAUUAGAAGUGAAUAUAUCAGGUUAAUAAUCAAAAGAAAGGGGGAAAGAAAAAAUAAUAAAAAUCGUUUCAAUCUAAACGAACUUCUUUUUUUUUUCAUCUGAGCCUUAAGAGAAGUAAACAAGAGAAACGAGAGGAUAAGAGAAAAGGAAAGUUUGGAAAGAAAUAUGGAACGUUCGACGAAAUAUGAGCGAUAAUUGAACGAGAUAAUUGAAAUAGAUAAUUUGAAAAAAAAAUAUGUGUCACAUAUAUAUAUACACAUAUAAAUAUAUAUAUAUACACACACACAUAUAUAUAUAUAUAUAUUAUUUUCUCACGACAGAGAGAGAGAGAGAGAGAGAGAGAGGGAGAAAAAGAAAGAAAGAGAGAGAGAGAGAGAGAGGGAAAAAAGAACGCCGUCGCACAAAUGGUGGUGCGGUGUGUUAAAAUCCGCAAAGAGACGGCGUGGUAUUGCAAUAUUAAUAGAGCUAGGUAAUUAUUUAUAGGAACAAUUAUUUAUAGAAGGAAAAGAGGGAAAAAAACAAUUAAUAACAAUACAACAAAAGAAAAUGAUUGGGCAUCGAGAAGUUACCGUUGCAAAUUUAUGAACGCAAAAAUUUUCAGUAAUCUCAAAACAAUAAUGUUGUUAUUGAAAGCGUACAAGCUUAUCUAUAGGAAAAAAACUAACUAACUAACAACAACAACAACAACAACAACAGCAGCAAAAAGGAGGAUUACAUAUAUAACGACAAUUAUACAUAUAUAGUGUCGGGGAAAGACGCGUAAAUUCAAAUUGUCAUUUAUUAACAAUUGAGUAUAUGGGAAAUCGGUUUUCAAAGUCUGACGCUUUACCCUGUGCGAUGCUCGAUGAUAGAGAGGACUUCGUAGGAAACAUGUUAAUUGUCUUAUUUGCACCGAUCAUCCAAUUAAUCUCAAAGAAGUGUAGUUAGACAUAUUGUGAGUUUAUUCAUGAUUCUAGUAAUAAAGAUAAACAAAAUAAAAAAAAAAACAUAAGGAUAAUAAGUAAAUAAUACUUCAUUAUGAAUAUAUGUAUAUAUAUAUAUACAUAUGUACGUGUGUGGAUGUAUGUAUGUAUGUAUGUAUGUUGUAUGUAUGUAUGUAUGUAUGUAUGUAUGUAUGCAUGUGUGCAUGUAUGUAUGAAUGAUGUAUGCAUGUGUGCAUGUAUGUAUGCAUGUGCGUGUGAGUGUUUGUUAUGCACAGUCAAUGCAUAUAUAUGUAUAUAUAUAUAGAUAUGUAUAUGCAUAGAUGCAUGUAUAUACACUUGUCUGUAUGUUCAUACCACUACAGAGCAUUUUAGUUUAAACUUUAAUGGAACAAUAAGAUAUAAUAAUUAAUAGUUAUGAAAUAAUUAUCGAAAUAUAUAUAUAUACAUAUACAUACAUACAUAUAUAUAUAUAUAUAUAAUUUUGUAUCGAUGUCAAAAAAAAGAAUUAGGGAAAAAGGAGAAUAAAAGGAAGAGAGAGAGAGAGAGAGAGAGAGAGAGAGAGGAUGAUGCAAAUACUUGAUGAAAGAAUCCAUAUGCAUGAUUAAGAAUGUGUGAUAUAUAUUAUAAAUAUAGUAAGAAGGGGAAAGAGAGGGUAAAUGUGGAUGAAAGAGUAAGAAAGAGAGAGAGAGAGAAAGAGAGAGUGAGAGAGAGUGAGAGAGAGAUAGGAACGUGUGAGUGAGAAAGAUUCUAAAUUCAAACUUGAGGAGAAUUUAUGAUGUGAUGCUUUAUCGAUUAAACUGCGGGAAAGUGACCUUUAUUCAAAUAAAAUACACGUGGGGCGUUUCUGGCUACAAAACUAUGUGUGAGUUUCACUCAACAAAGAACACGCAUAAGGUUUUUUGCGGGGGCGGUCGUAGCCGAAUCGCUGUGUAUGUCGGAAAUUUUCGAAAAUGCUUUUAAUAAUAAUCGUACCAUUUAGUAAUAUAUAAAUGGGACUGUACUUAAGUCAUAGUAGAAAAUAAUAAAAGAAACAUAAUAAAAAAAAUUCGUUUGCGCGAAGAUAGAAGACACAAGAAAAAAAAGGAAAAAGAUCAAAUUCCAACGAAACUUCUUAUGGUGGCAAUUCAUUAUAGAGUUUUGUUUCGCUGAUAUAACAAAAGCUCUAGAUAUCUUUAAAAUUUUAAUUUGAAAGCUAACGAAUCGCCGAUCGAUUUAUUGUCCAAUAAGUUUUAUUGGUUAAUCGAUGUGUAUUUUAUUCGUUUUUUUUUGUUUUUUUUUGUUGUUUGUUUUUUUUUUAUUUUAUUUUAUUUUCUUUUUCUCUCUCUUUUUUUUUUUUUUUUGUUUAAUUUACUGCGUUUUCGCGAUCCUCGGCUUUCCGACAUAAUCCGUCCCCGAAUGAUACAAAAAAAAAAAGUCGUUAACUUUGUGUAUUACACGUAAACACACACGGAUCUAUUAUGUUAGGCAUGCAAUCAAGCAUAAAUGAUGAAUACACGAUCUAGAGAUAUAGAUGAAUUUUUUUUUCUUAGGGAGUAGCGAGCAAUGUGCAUCGACGGUGCGUGCAUGGAACCACGAAUUUUCUUAAAAAACAUUAAAAAAUAAAAAAUAAAAGUAAUAAUAAUAAUAUAAUAAUAAUAAUAAUAAUAAUAAUAAUAAAACGACGACAUCAACAACAACAACAACAAAAGAAUACAAUGCACCAGAGUGUCAGAGAAUCAUAAAGAAAUUGAAAUAAAUAAAAUAAAGUAUCUUCGUACAUUGUACGAUACUAAUAAGUAUGGUUCUCGAUAUUUUCAUGGUACACAACAUAGGCAAAUACCCACAAUGAAACACAUUCGUGUAAUUUACAGUUUACACAAUGCGAAAAAGCGAAUAUUUAGGAAUACAAUUGCCACAGCGUUUGACGGAUCCGAAACGCCGUACUCCGAGAAAAAAAAUAUGAAUAUAUUAACUUAAAUGGUUUUACUUGUAUUAAAACGAUUGUAAAUAUAUAUUAGAUACACCUUAUAAUAAACAUAAUUUAACAUA